Molecule: messenger RNA, 225 nt
Organism: Scedosporium apiospermum
Lineage: Eukaryota; Fungi; Ascomycota; Sordariomycetes; Microascales; Microascaceae
Exons: 3
Coding region: 1-225 (74 amino acids)
Biological process (GO): proton motive force-driven ATP synthesis
Source: RefSeq, a predicted model, not a curated record
AUGGUCCAAAUGUACACUAUCCUCGGCCGCCAGGUCGGCUCCCACUGGCUGGCGAUUGCUACCCUCUCGACCCUUUUCACCGGUACCUACCUUGCCUCGUCCGGCGGUAGCAGCAAGAAGCAGUCGACGACCACUCCCCCUAUCAAUGCCUCGACCCCCGAUGAGGCGGACUUCAUCAAGAAAUUCUUGGAAGAGGCGGACGGGAAGAAGGAGGCAAAGCAUUAA